This is a messenger RNA of Colossoma macropomum (tambaqui), 4003 nucleotides long. Its product is annotated as receptor activity-modifying protein 3-like. The coding region runs from base 299 to 817 and encodes 172 amino acids. The transcript has 5 exons. NCBI's taxonomy places the organism in Eukaryota, Metazoa, Chordata, Actinopteri, Characiformes, Serrasalmidae. The record is from RefSeq and is a predicted model, not a curated record. Gene Ontology annotation, biological process: calcium ion transport; regulation of G protein-coupled receptor signaling pathway; G protein-coupled receptor signaling pathway. Gene Ontology annotation, cellular component: cell surface; signaling receptor complex; membrane. Gene Ontology annotation, molecular function: coreceptor activity.
GGCGGUUGCAGAAGAAGCAGAAACAUAAGUUAACAUACCAGAGGCCAGUGUUUGUCUCGCGUAAGCUUAGGGAGGACGCUUAACAUAAUCGGGUUAUGUUCGCAGCCUAUCCACCACUUUUCUUCAGUGUCAGUGAAUACUCUCAAACCUGGGCAUUCGGUGGAGCCAGCGAAACUGGAACAAACUAUUCUGUACGAGUUCUCAUGACUGGGCAUGACCUAUGUUUCUCUUCAGAUUUUUAUCGUCAGGCUGAGAUCUUAUCCAGAGAAGCCAACCUAGGACUCGUAAUUUCUUCGAAAUGGAUACUAAUCAUUUAAAACUACUGAAUUUUUUUGCAGCGGGAAUUUUAGUGAACACCUUGAUGAUGAGCGUGCUGUCAGUCCGGACCACUGAGGAUCAAGCAACAGAGGAUAUUAAGCUGACAUUCAUGCACAAGCCACGGAUUCUAGAGUGUAAUAGGACAGUUCUUCAGCUGGAGAUGGAGAAGUGUGGUGAACGUUUUAAGACUGAUAUGGAGGAGGUGGACCCUCAGAACUGGUGCAACUUGACACAUUUUAUUGGUGAGUACCACUUCUUCUCAGCCUGCACAGAGGACAACGCAGUGAGGAUUGGCUGCUUUUGGCCCAACCCGGUUGUAGAGCACUAUAUUAUCCACAUCCACAAACAAUUCUUUUCCAACUGCACCUUGAAAUCUGUGGUCUGGGGUGAUCCAUCUGAAGAUACUCUCAUUAUCCUUAUCCUUGUUCCAGUCUUUCUCACACUCGCCAUGGUCGCAUUGGUAGUAUGGUGCAGUAAGCGAAGUGAUAUACUGGCUUAGCACUGAAGACCAAGGUCUAUAAGGAAAGGCCAUGAGCAAAUAACACAUUUUGGCACAGGAGUGUUAUCAUUCCUUUUAAUCAGGACAUUAAUAAAUGCAAUGGAGAACUUUUCUUUGGUUUUUGGACCUAAAGAAGGCAAAAGAUGUUUAACACAUUGGCAAAAAUAUGUACUUUUGUGACAUUUCCCUUGAGGAUACCUUCUAUCACUACUGUGUGAGCCACUGUUUGAGCUCUCAUUUUAGCUCUUUGUGAGACUUUGCCUUUGGGAGCUAUGAACAGAAGCCAGUAAUAUUGUUACCAAGGAUAUUGAGUACACAUGGACAUUUCAGCAGCAUGUAAGGCUUUUCUCCCUUUCCACCAUCAGUGUGUUUUUAGAGAUUCCUACAUUAAGCUUGGCUUCAUGAGUCCUGGUUUGAUUUCUUGUGGAUGCUGUCAUUUACUGUGCCGCUGUAGGUGCUUUACUGAGGGACUCCAGUGUUCUCCACUGUGGUUUGAGAUGUGAAUUUAAAUAAUUGUUAGGAUUUUAUCUCUAAUUUGUAGAUAACGUUUACAUUUUAGGAGCUGAUAUUUGGGUCGUAAGGAUAAAUUGAAACAUGCGCUGUACUGCAACAUAAAGUUUUAAGUAAAUAUCCUAGAAUUAGGACAAUUGUCAAAAGUACACCUCUAGAGUAUUACAAGUACAUGUAAAGCCCAGGUUCAUAAUAUUUUAAAUAUGUCAGGUGGACUGUCAUGUAUAUAAUGUGUUAUAUUGUUUUUACAAGAUUUAGAACCUGGUAUCUGAGCAGAAUUGUUAGAUUAAAUGUGAGGAAACUGACAAAAACUGAAUGAUUCCAGCAGAUAAUUGGUCAGUGACAAAGAACGAGACCAACAAUAAACAACAGCAAUAACACACAGUCACAGAUCGCAGAAAGGCAUGAAAUGUAAUACAGUCAAAUCAUAGCUGAAAUGCUAUAAAUCUACAGCUCGUGAUGGGAAGGACAUUGUGAACAGUAUAUUGCAUUGGAUUGUGAGCACAAUGAUUACUUUAGGACAAACAAAUAAAAUAUGACAGGAGGCAUUAUUUAUAUGAUGAGGAAAGGCUUUGCAUUGUGACUGGCUUAAAGAUACAAACUGAAGACAAUGACAUAUUCUGAAAUGUCUUGCCUCAUACCCUCAAUGACUGCCAUAUGAGGCAGCGGUCCUUCAAGCUAGACUCCAGGAAGGAUAUAAAACUCGUUCCCAGAGAAGGCAAAGAAUUAGAGGAAAUGGGCUGGCUAUGAUUUUUACCAAAGAAGGCACAGGGACUGUAGAGAGUGCAGUUUUUCUCAGAUGUGCAUUAAUGUGGCUGUUGCUGCAAUGUCAUUGGCAUUAAUAUGAGACAUUUGUCAUGAGAGAGUCUUUUCUGUUAUUAAUAUGAAUUAAGGAUACAUCCUGAAUAUACUAUAAUAUUCACUGUUUUUUACUGUAUUAUUGAAUUGCCUUGUGUUUAUGUGUCUGAAAUAUCUUGGAGUGUGUAAAUAAGAUAUUUUGUUUUUUGUCUUUAACACAAUUAUAGUAGAUUUAUUUUUAACGUUUUCUAUUUUUCUCUAUAUGGCUAGCAUGAUACUUUUCUUUUUCCUACACUAACAUGCAGGCAAUCCAAACAGGACGUCAACCCCCACUGGCCUUCCUCCCCUCUCCUUUUCAUUUUACAACUGAUAUAUGGCACAUACACAUAUACACUCAGACAGGCCAUCCCCUAAGGCCUUACAAGACCUGUGCUAUAAUCAAAUUCAUGAGGGCUUUUUUGUAGCCGGCAAACAGAAGGACAUCAGUGUUCACUCCGAAAGGGUUUGAAAUAAAUCAGAGUAUUUUAUGAUCGUCAGUAAAGCUGUGUGGUGAACACUUUCAGUCAGGGUCUGGUUUCCCAAAAACACAGUACUUGCUAAGGUCAGCUUAACUGUUAGAGUGUUCAGUGUUAUACUACUAUCUUAUAAUAAUCUUUGCUUAAAAAUGCCUUACAGUUGGUAAUUGUGACAUGGCAUGAGAAAAGAGCAAAGAUAUUCAAAGGAAGUUUUUCUAAUCUCUCUUUUUCUGAGUGCAGAGAGCCUCAAGCAUUGACUUCCUGUUUAUUCAGUGAAUCCCACGCAGCUGAGUCCAAGUUUAACCUAAAACAGAGACACAACUUGAACAGUCUCAUGCCUGACUAUGACAGUCGGUUACCAUGCUAUGUUAAUGAGUAACUUUCUGAUGAAUGCAAAUGCUGCAUAUAAUAAUGUGCUCAUCUGUGCUGACCUGAAGAAUGGUAAUUUUAGAUCAGAAGUACUACAUGAAAAGUUGCACACUGAGGAGUGAGGAGUGAAAAUGCACUGAGGAGUGCAUUUUCUAAAAAAUAUAACACCAAAUAACUGUAGCAAAUCACAAUCUACAUUAUAUUCAUUGACUGUGAAAUCAACUGAGCCUCCCAUAUUGCUCUACUUGACAGUGUAGCUAGGUGUAUAGUAGAAGAUUGGACACAAUUACAAAUGGUCAGUUUAGAGAACAGCUGGGAGAAUGGCCAAACCAAAAUGGCUCAAAUUCUUUUCUGGGGUUGAACUGCAAGCACUACAUGAGUGUAUAGUGAAUAUUUUGCUCUGUUUCAUUACUCUGAAGUCUGUAUGAUGUAGUGAUGUGAUAAUUAAUGUAGUAUUGGGUUGAUUAGCAUAAGUUUGUAUUAGUGUUAGAGCAUUAACACCAUAAUUAAUACCGUAAAACCAUUUCCCAUUGUGUAAACAUUUUCUCUACUUUUUCCAAACAUAAAACAUGUAAUGUCUAAUGAUUUUAAAACAUUAAAACCCAGUUAUAAAUUUGAUUUAAAGCUUGAUCUGAAAUUUUGUGCACCUGAGUUACAGUGACUCUCUGACUCUAUUGUGUCAAUCACAAAAAACAACAGACUCACAAAUAAAUGCUUUAACAGGGAACAGACAUGAUUCACUUGAUGAAAAUAAACAGCACAAUAUGAUGUAAUGAUGUGAUAUCAAAAAAGAGUCCUAAAUAAAUAUGAGGAGUAAAACCUGAUGAUUCAUUAUGUGAAAAUACCAGCUUAACAGUUGGAUGGUUCCUUGUCACAAAGUUGUGUUAACUGUUGACCAAGUUAUAACUGAAGGAUUUUAAAAUUUCAUUUUCAUUCUUUUCCUUUUUUGUGCACAGGUUGAGAGAUACAGUUCGAGGGAAAUGCAUGCAUUGUU